Molecule: messenger RNA, 498 nt
Organism: Cantharellus anzutake
Lineage: Eukaryota; Fungi; Basidiomycota; Agaricomycetes; Cantharellales; Hydnaceae
Product: kinase-like domain-containing protein
Exons: 3
Biological process (GO): protein phosphorylation
Molecular function (GO): protein kinase activity; ATP binding
Source: RefSeq, a predicted model, not a curated record
CGUGAAGGGAGAAUCUGGAGUUCACUCAGUCACCCUCACGUCACGCCCUUCUAUGGUUGGGCGUUGGAGGUGUCUGACUAUGACGUGCGAGCGUGCUUCGUCUCCCAGUUUUGCUCUCGGAGGGACUUGCCUCAAUAUUUGCGCACAGAACCUGGUGCCUCGAAAAGUCGAUUGAUCCACGAAAUUGCCACAGGACUCAUGUACCUUCAUGAGAAGGGUGUUGUUCACGGGGACAUCAAGCCGACCAAUGUUCUAGUCACAUAUGAGGGCAGCGCCAUGCUUUGUGAUUUCGGGCUCUCGAUGGCCCUGGAGGAUACUUCAACUCACCCUCAAGGCAGCAGCCGGAACACAACACCGGAAUUCUCUGCCCCUGAAUUGAUUCUGUUUGAUAGUCGUGAUCCCCCGCCUCGUAGCAAGAGCACUGACGUCUGGGCCUUCGGUUGUACAGCGAUGCAAGUAAGCUAUAAUCCAUUACCAUGUUACUCCACCCAGGACUGA